Solanum stenotomum is the source of this 2276-nucleotide messenger RNA. Its product is annotated as dynamin-related protein 3A-like. The coding region runs from base 38 to 2260 and encodes 740 amino acids. The record is from RefSeq and is a predicted model, not a curated record. NCBI's taxonomy places the organism in Eukaryota, Viridiplantae, Streptophyta, Magnoliopsida, Solanales, Solanaceae. The transcript is spliced from 19 exons. Gene Ontology annotation, cellular component: cytoplasm; membrane; microtubule. Gene Ontology annotation, molecular function: microtubule binding; GTPase activity; GTP binding.
CUCACACUGAUAGCAAAAUUCCAUAAAAAUAAAAACAAUGGAGAAGAAUUUGAAGAAAUCAAACUCAGACUCGAACGACGACGUUCCACCAACUACACAUCCUUCUUUCUUCAUUGGUUCAUCUGUGAUUCCAAUAAUCAAUAAGCUUCAGGAUAUCUUCGCACCGCUCGGCGAUAUCGACGAUCGACUUACCGGUCUCCGGCUGCCGCAAGUGGCGGUGAUUGGUAGUCAGAGUAGUGGAAAGUCGAGUGUACUUGAAGCUUUAGUUGGCCGUGAUUUUCUUCCACGUGGUAGUGAUAUUUGCACUCGCCGACCACUAGUUCUUCAGCUUGAGAAACGUUCUACUGGAAUUGGUAAUGAUUCGCUUGAAUGGGGGGAGUUUGCUCACCUUCCUGAGAAACGAUUCUAUGAUUUCUCCGCUAUUCGCCGCGAAAUUCUGGCUGAAACAGAAAAAGAAGUGGGAGUUAACAAGGGUGUUUCGGAUAAACAAAUUCGGUUAAAAAUCUGUUCUCCCAAUGUUCUCAAUAUAACUCUUGUUGAUCUACCUGGAAUUACUAAAGUUCCUGUGGGUGAUCAACCUAGUGAUAUUGAAGCAAGGAUCAGAAAUAUGAUAAUGUCCUAUAUAAAACAAGAAACUUCAAUCAUAUUGGCCGUUUCUCCUGCAAAUGCGGAUUUGGCUAAUUCUGAUGCACUACAAAUGGCCAAACAGGUAGAUCCAACUGGUACACGUACAAUUGGUGUAAUAACUAAGCUAGAUAUAAUGGAUAAGGGUACCAACGCGAGAAACUUUCUUCUUGGAAAAGUUAUUCCACUUCGUUUAGGUUAUAUCGGUGUUGUCAACCGCAGUCAAGAGGAUAUUAACAACAAUCGUCCUAUCAGAGAAGCACUUGCUUAUGAGGAGCAAUUCUUCCGUGAUUAUCAUGUAUACUGUGGUUUAUCUGAUCGAUGUGGAAUCCCGCAAUUGGCAAAGAAGCUAAAUCAGAUUCUGGAGCAGCAUAUUCGAAAUGUUCUCCCCACUUUGAAGACCGAUUUAACUUCUCAUUUGGUUGCUGUUGAAAAAGAGUUGCGUGCUUAUGGAGAGGCUUUGGAAUCAAAAGGAGAAAGAGGAGCGAUGCUGUUGAAUAUUCUGACAAAAUACUCUGAAGCAUUUUCUUCAGAGGUGGAUGGUAAAAGUCAAGCAAUGACCACUAAAGAAUUGUCAGGGGGAGCACGGAUUCACCACAUAUUUCAGUCAAUUUUUGUAAAGAGCUUGGAGGAAGUUGAUCCUUGUGAAGAUCUAAGUGACGAGGACAUAAGAAUAGCUAUCCACAAUGCAACUGGUCCAAGAAAUGCGCUAUUUGUGCCAGAGGUCCCAUUUGAAGUUUUGGUUAGACGACAAAUAGCUAGGCUGCUUGAUCCUAGCCUCCAGUGCUUGCGAUUCGUCUAUGAUGAGCUUAUAAAGAUUAGUCGUGCUUGUGAAACAGUUGAAAUGCAGCGCUUCUCAGAGUUAAGAAGGCGACUAGAGGAUGUCACUGCAAGGUUUCUACGAGAUGAUGUAAAACCCGCCGAAAGAAUGAUAACAAAUCUUAUUGAUAUGGAGAUGGAUUAUAUAAAUUCCUCGCAUCCCAAUUUUAUUGGUGGGACAAAGGCGGUUGAUAUGGCGCAAAACGAAUUGAAGACUAUGCAGGUGGGUCGAUCUCAAUCUGACAAUGAUAAAGCGUCAUCAGCAGGUACCUCAACCACAAGGACAUGGGGUGUUACUUCCCUAUUUGGAAUCCGGGGAUCAUCAGUAGGGAAUUCAUCUAAGAGACAUGCUGCUGAAGUGGUGCAUGAUAUUAAUCUGGCACCCCCUGUUAUACAAUUGAAAAAUCCACCGCCGGUCUUGAGGCCUGGAGAAACUGAAACAGAGUAUCAAGUCGAGAUUAUAGUGACGAAACUGCUCAUAACAUCUUAUUAUGAUAUUGUGAGGAGAAAUAUACAGGAUUUGGUUCCAAAAGCUAUCAUGCAUUAUCUGGUCAAUCAUGCUAAGAGAAACCUUCUUGGCACGUUCAUCGAGAAGUUGUACCGCGAGAACCUAUAUGAAGAUUUGUUGCGAGAGCAUGAUGAUGUUGUCAUUCAAAGGAGGACGACUGUAGAGAUGUGCAAUGCUCUGCGACAAGCAGUCGAGACACUCGAUGAGUUCGUUGUUGAUGUUUCUACCCUAAGUUCAAGCGACAGUAUGGAUGCAUUGCCAAACUUUUCUUACCUUUCAUCAAACUCAUACUCAAAAUCAAGCACUUGAACUCCAGUUAAUACAG